Heteronotia binoei (common prickly gecko) is the source of this 2582-nucleotide messenger RNA. It is a transcript of the gene PEX26, whose product is annotated as peroxisomal biogenesis factor 26. Gene Ontology annotation, biological process: protein import into peroxisome matrix; protein import into peroxisome membrane. The record is from RefSeq and is a predicted model, not a curated record. Bases 624 to 1550 code for a protein of 308 amino acids. Gene Ontology annotation, molecular function: ATPase binding; protein-containing complex binding. The transcript has 6 exons. Gene Ontology annotation, cellular component: peroxisomal membrane; peroxisome. Lineage: Eukaryota; Metazoa; Chordata; Lepidosauria; Squamata; Gekkonidae.
GAGUCCACUCUUCAAAGCUGCCAUUUUCUCCAGGGGAACUGAUCUUUCUCAGUCUAGAAAUCAACAGUCAUAGCGGGAGAUCUCCAUGUGCUGCCUGGAGACUGGCAACCGCAGCAACAAAGCAUUUCUAGGACAACGUUCACGUUGCUUCCUGUAGCAGGAUGCAUUGCGGUGGUUGUAGUCCGGCGUUCUCAAUCUUUAACCGUCAUCUUUUCCUCCUGCCGUACAGCGGUGCCUGGCCACAAAACUACAACCCCCAGAAUGCUUUUCGUUGCGAGGUUCUGUACGCGAGUAAGAGAAGCAGGAAGGGCAUCGGCUCGCAGCGAAGGCAGCGGCGAUUGGGUGACCCUCUUUUUGCAGCAGACUGUAUAGGAAGAUCUCGUCUUUAGGAGCUUCAAAAGUUGGCGCAUUAUUGAAAAGACAAGAUCCAGUCGCUGAAAAGGAGAAAAACACAGAUAUAAUCACCAUAAAGACCCAUUCAAAAAAGCAACACCACCUCCUCCCCCAGCUGAUGAUCUGGAUGCUGUGCAUGGGCUUUGCAAACAAGAAAAGUGUCAAGGUCUUCACGGGCAUCGCAUAGCUGGAGUGAUCGGGGCAGGCGGAGGCAUCGUGAUCCCGGAACCAUGAGGAACGACCUGUCAGUGGCCUUCGCUGGUGUCAGUGGGGCAGGGAGCAUCUUACGGAGCAGUGAGCCUGCCUCCUUGUCUCCAGUGGCAUCCCAGGCAGCCUCCCUGUUGGAAGAAGCGGCAGAUCUGUUGGUGGUGCACAUGGACUUUGCUGCUGUGGUAGACCGCUGCGAGAAGGGCUGUGAGAGCCUCCUGGGUGAGCUAGCGAGUGAAGACUCCAGAAGCUGUGAAGAACUGAAAUGCUCUUUAUGCAUCGUUGGUAUCCAGGCCCUCAGUGAAAUGAACAGGUGGAGAGAAGUCCUCCCAUGGGUCCUGCAAUACUACCAAGCUCCUGCAUACUUGCCUCCCAAAGUUCUGGAACUGUGCAUCCUCCUCCAUAGUAAAGUGAAAGAGCCUCACGUGAUGCUGGAUGUUGCGAGUGAUUGGUUACAUGCCUCAGCCAAUCAGCACCUGCUGACUUACAGCCUGUUGGUUCAGCUGCAUCUCUUUCACAUUCUGUUACCCCUUGGGCACUUUGCCGAAGCCCAGGAAAUGGUCGAAGGCUGUAAAACAUUAAGCAAGGAGCAGCGGCUGGAGGCCCGCAGGGUCAUUAAAGAGAAGAGGCAGCAGUGGUUACAGCAGACAAAGGAGCACCCAGAUUCUGAGGAGCAGGCAGAAACAGCAUGGAAGGCACCACUGGGCUCGGUGUCCAAGAAAGUGUUGACCAUCUUGGCGCAGCUGGGCAGAGUGCUGGGGUCCCUGGCAGGCCAGCUUGGCUCCAUCCCCUACAAAACGGCUCUUUUAGCAGCUUUCAUGCUGUUUCUCAUCGUUGUGAAACUUGACCCAGCAUCUCCUACCUCCCUGCCCUUCGUCUACAGACUCACCCAGCUUUUCCAUCAAGCCCGCUUGGCUGUAUUUUCCCCACAACACAGGCCUGCAGUUUGAGGUUAAGCAAGGCCAGUUUCCUCUGUAAUGAAACUCUACACACUGCAGAACCCCUGAAAAGAGGCCCUGUAAUCCAGUUGGAGCGAUCCUGUUGCUGUGAGCAGAGGGAAGGUUGCAAGUAUUGUGGAAGCUUCUUCAAGUCCUUAAAAUCUUAUCUGCUGAUGCAUCUGGCCUGAAGACAAUCUUCACUGAUUUUUUUCUCCAAUUAUCCAUCUCUUGAGCAGUCUAAGCAGUUACCUACAAGCUCAUUAGUGGCCCACCAAAAUUUGUGUACUCCUCAAACACCCUACUUAUAAACAUGUUCUAUUGAGAGCAGUGGGGUUUCCCCUGAGUUAAAUGUAUUUAAGAUCAGGAGCAUUACAUCUAUUUAAAUGCUUGGUUCAACCGCCAUCUUCUGAAGCGACAUCUCAAUUUCUGCUUACUGUGACUUCUGCUGUGUGCUAGGAAACUUGUGUUAUCCUUUCAAGAGUCAUAAGCCAUUUUGCUCCCCAAGGAAACAAAGCUUGACAACUGUACGAUAUUUUCAGUCUCUCACUUUGGCUGAACACCAAGGAAAGCAGGGUGUGUUUAGCCACCCUUUUCAAUAUUAAGAUGACCCAGCUUGCAAAAAAAAAUCUGCUGCAGCUCCUGUGCAUUUAACAAUCUAUAUGUGUUAAGUAGGAAUUCAGCAGCUAAGUCUUUUUCACAGCAUGAAGUGGAUAAAAAGAAGAGACAAAACUUUAUCUGCUUUAUUUUUCUGUUUGUCACCCAAGGCAUUUAAAAAGGUACAGAAGCCUUGCCAAAAGAAAAAGUGGCAAUUCUUGGGGCAUUCCACAAAUUAAUAAUGUCGUUUUUGUAUGAAGGAGUGCUAUAACUUUAUCAGCAUGUGUGCUGGUUAGUUUGAAGAAAGAAACAGCUUGAUAAGAACUGUUUUCCAUUAUUUUUCGGGGAGGUGGAAGUGUUUGUAAAGAUGUUGUGAUCUUUAAAAAGAUAUUUUAAAGUAGUUGUUACCUUGCAUUUAAUUAAUACAUUAAAAUCAUUUCAUUUUUUAAA